Penicillium cataractarum is the source of this 2283-nucleotide messenger RNA. RefSeq lists its product as uncharacterized. The coding region runs from base 1 to 2283 and encodes 760 amino acids. Gene Ontology annotation, molecular function: hydrolase activity, acting on glycosyl bonds. Lineage: Eukaryota; Fungi; Ascomycota; Eurotiomycetes; Eurotiales; Aspergillaceae. The transcript has 2 exons. The record is from RefSeq and is a predicted model, not a curated record.
AUGAUGUGGAAGUCGUCGUUGUGGGUUGCAUUGGCAUAUGCAGCCACCACUUCGGCCCUGUCUUCCUCUCCAUCUUCGGGGAGCCAUGGCAAAUCCUGUCCUGUCAAUCAUGAUCCGUCUCCCAAUUGGCAUGAGGGGCCCUUCAAAGACAUCAUUCGCUUGAUUGAAGGAUGCCCCGAGGGACGCCCUUUCUGUCGUGAACUCAUUCACGAGUCGUCUGAUGUUAUCACCAAAACCAAAACAGUGACUCCGGUUCCAACUACCGUCAAAUUCACUGAGACUAUCACCGAUCAUUCUCGCCAAGUGACAAAGACGACCACAGAGAGCGUCACCUCGACGAUUGCGCAGUCACCCAUUACCACCACUCUUUAUUCGACUUCGAUUUUGACUCAGACCGUGCCAUUGACGAUCACGGAUCUAUCCACCUCUACCACUGUGGAUGUGUCCACCGUCUUCCUAACUUUGCCGGACUAUGAAACGAUCACCAUACCAGUUACCAGUUAUAUCACAAGUACGGCCACUCAGGUAAUCACUGACGACACGACUGCCACCCUCACUGAGUACUUCACGGACACUACUACCGAAACAUUCCUUAAUACGAUCACCGACUAUGCGACAGUCUUUGUUACAUCCUACAUCACGGACUAUGCUACCAGCUAUGUCACCAAUCUUUACACGGACAUUGCAACCGACACAGUCACAAACUAUCAUACUGAGACCACCACCAUUUCUUUUACUGAUAUCGCCACUGCAACGGCCACUAAUACUAUUUCUGCUACAACCACUCAGGAAGUGGACCUGACUACGACUGAUACCCAAUCCCUGACUACUAUUCAGACUGAUUAUAUCACCUCUACAAACACACUCUCUGCGACGGAGACUGCCUAUACGACUGCCACUAUCACUUCCGUUCAGACUAAUGGCGUCACUGUCACUACGACUGUGGUGACUACAGUGGCCCCGGCCAAGAGGGACGCGAUCAACGAGAUCAACGGCCAUGCUGCAUUACCUACUCCUUCCGUCUUGAGGGGUAUUCAUGACACUCAUCUGUCAAGCGCAUGCUCUAUCCUAUGGGAUGAGAAGUGGCUCUCGACGACGUAUACUACCGAGACAGCUGCACAGCCUACAGUUACCAAGACCACUACCACGCACACCUCGGCCCCUGGAAUCCAUACUAUCUACAUUACAAAGCUUACGACCGAGUUUGUGACCAACGCACCCAGUCUUUUGACUACGGUCGUGGCCAACACAAUCACCACCGAUAUCACAAGCACGACUACAAUCGAAGCCACCUCGACUAUCACUUCCUCGUCUACCACGACUGCCACAGAUAUCCCCACACUGACAAUGACCGUGGAUGCUCUAACCACCGAGACUGACAUCUUGACUGCUACGUUGACAACUGACGUGACAACCUCGACUACCUUGGAUAUUACAUCCCAAGAAACCGCCUCGAUUACGGAAACUGUCACGGCGGACGUGACAAACACUGCCACAACUGAUCUUACAACUGUUCAAACCAAUACGGAGACGAUCGAUAUCACUUCCAGCCAAACAGCCACCCAAACUGCGGACAUUACUGCCAUCGAGACAGCAUCCUUGACGACUACAGAGACCUCGACGACUACUGUUGACAUUACGGAAGUCGCAACGAUAACCUCAACGUCGUACUUCGGUUUUACAACCUCUCUACCGGUCACGCUUCAAAGCACAAUCGUCGAUACAAUCGAUAUCACCAACACCGCAUUCACCACUUCAACCAUCGAUGUGACUAUUACUCAAACAGUCUCCACGACUACCACCACCACAAUCACGUCAACAACCACUAGCUCCCCGACCUGCGGAGUGAACCGCGUCUCCAACUCCGGCUUCGAGAACGCAACCCUCUCUCCCUGGACAUGGACCGGCACUGGUAGUGGACUCCACUCAUUCGUCGCUGGAACAAAUAGCGUCUACGCACUCGAUCUCUACACGAGCAACCCCGGCUCCAGCACAUCGGUCAUCACACAGACUCUUGCCACUACCGCUGGUAAAACAUACACGGUUUCGUUCUCCUAUCAACUGCAGAAUGGAAAUUCUGCAUCCUCUUUACAGUGCUCCUUUAACAACAACUAUGGAACUACGUACACAAUCAGUUUCGCUGGAGUUUCUAAGAACGUUUGGAGGACGUAUCAGGGUUCUUUCGUGGCGAGCUCGUCCUCUACCACGAUUACGUUCAAGCUGAAUACGCCUAAUGUCGCGUCGGCCUAUCUUGAUCAGAUCUCGGUUAUCACACCGUGUUGA